GCGGCCAUAUAUCGAGAAGGACGAAACCAAGAGACAAAAUAUAUAUCAGCUCUGAAUCGAGCAAAAUUUCUUACCCGUUAAUGGUGUACGACUUUUGCGGUCCUGUUUUACAGUUAGGAUUUGAACAGAGUCACGUGGCCGUUUCCUGGGUGAAGGUUCGUUGGUGAAACCGUGUCUCGCGAGCACGGGUUCCGUUGCCUUGGUAACCCUUAGCCCCCACUGCUUGGAUUUACCUGCGCAGCACAGGUUGAACUUUGUUGUUGUAGUGUUUGCCAGCCGUCGGUCCGAAAUGGGCCACGGACUAAAAUGCGGUGUUGCCUUCUCGUUCUUUGCCGUUUUUGCUGCAUUUUGGUACCGGCAGCAAGUGGGCAACGAGCUGGACUCGCGUUUGGAGACCGUGUUGACUUCGCUGCUGAAAGCAGAGAGGAAAGUAGACCUGAACCAGCGGCCCCGAGUGGCAGUAGGUUUUGGUGGCUGUCUUGACAUUGUGGCAGAUGGAAUUGCUCUGUUAAAGAAAGCUGGCAUCAAACCAAGCAAGAAUCCUAUCCAUCAUAAUUUCAUCACAUCAGAAGAACAGUUGGCUGAAAGCUUUGCUUACUUCUUUCCUCCUGGAGCUGCAUCGGAACGCUUUAUUUCCAAUGAUACAUUGUUUCGUAAGUUGGUGAAAGCUACCCAGGGUCUUCCUCGAGUACGUUGGUCAUUAGGUGGAAAUGCACCGGUCAUGGCGAAUCGUCUUGCCAAGGAAGGGUGUGAAGUACUCAUUGGGAGUCGUCUUACGCCUGACCUUAUUGAGGUCCUUCAAGAGCACGUGACUGUUACAAGCAAACCUGUAGAUGAAACUGACAUUCACCUAAUUCUAGAGUACUCAACUGGUGCCAAAUGGGGGAAGCUAGUGUCUAGAAGAGCAAACAGGUUCAUAGUCCAUCAUGACACUUCCAAUCCUAUUUUGGAGUCACUUGAAGAUUUUCAGGCACAACUCCAGCAGUUUAAGCCAUCGCUACUGAUAAUUAGUGGGCUUCAAAUGAUGGAUAAUUUUCCCUUUACACCAGGUCAACUUGACAAGCGGUUAAGAUUGCUCCAGGAUCUCCUUUUAUCAAUGGAUCGCACCACUGGAAUCCAUUUUGAGAUGGCCUCUUUUGUGGAUCGCAGUGUUCUGAGCAAACUUUUAUCCUAUGUCAUUACUCAUGUAGAUUCUUUAGGAAUGAAUGAACAAGAGUUACCCAAUCUACUUAGCAUGUUAAAGGGAUCCAAUAUCACUGUCUUAUCUGACCCUUACCCAAGAGUAGCAAAUGUACUUGAUCAGAUGCGGGAUGUAUAUCGUAUCUUAAAUUCUCAGGAAAUAACAAGCGCAAACCGCAGACUGACACGUCUGCAUGUUCAUACUCUUGCUUUCCAGGCAAUCGUUAUUGCUAAAGGGUCUUCUUGGAGAAACACCAUGUCAGCAGCUGCCAAAGCUUCACUGACUGCACAUCGCCAUGUUUGUGGCUCACCAAAUAUUGACACCAGCAAAGCCAAGUUGAUAAUGGAUGAUUCUUUUUCUAUAAGCCGUGAGCAAGGGAGUAAGAAAAUUCCGCUUGAAGAAAAUCGCCCUGUUUCUUGCUGGGAGGAGGACAACUAUGAAAUUUGUGUUGCUCCAGUGCUAGUAUGUACAGAGGUCUACCAGACUGUAGGUGGUGGUGAUAAUGUUUCUGCAGCCAGCUUGGUUCUACAGAUCUAAUAAUCUCUCUCUACCUCUGAAGGGGAGGAGGUUGAGGUUGGAACAUGGACAUACUUAAAACCUUGUGUAAUACCUCGGUGAGGGAGCUUAAUAUAUUUUCAUGCUUCAUCUUCCUUCACACAGUCAAAUAAAAUUUUAUUUUCUGUAUAAUUUAGCCUCUUGUAAUCAACAUUGAGGUGUUUUGGUAUUGUUUAACUAUUCAUUUUUUCACAAUUUUUGUAUAAAUUAUUCUAUGAUCUUCCAUGUCUAAUCUUGAUUUAUACUUUUAAUUUGUCAUUUUUUUGUUUGACAGCUGUGAGUAAAUAUUGAAAAUAUAAUGAGUAUUUUGUUUAGUUACAACUCCCCAUUUUCUUAGGAAUAUUCUGAACGCGAGCCAGCCAUUGCAUUGUUAUAAAAAGCUUGGUGCAUUCCAUCUUAAUUUUUGAGUCAGUAUUUUAUAUCCUUUUUGUGGCUGUCAAAGUGGCCAGUUAAACUGAGCUAAGUCAGUGACUAUUCUCAGGUGCAAUACAGUCCUGUGCUACUCUUUCUCCUGAUUUAGAUUAUAUAAACAUCCUAUGUGUAUCUUCGUUCUUUCUUUCGUUUCCCCUCCCCAUCCCACCCCACCUUUUUCUUUUCACUAUUUUUGUGGUAUAUUUGCUACUUUAUUCCCAGUUUGACUAACUAUGUAUAAAAUCAUAUUCUAGCUAGUACUUCCAAAUGUUUUAAUAAUCAGAUCCAGAUCAACUAAAUGGUCCUUUCGAUUUUGUUUUUAUUUCUGGCCAUUCAUGCCUCAUUUCCAGGAGCACUGGCAGCUUUUAAGAACAUCAUAAAUGUCCUAGUGAAUCUAGAUAGGUGGUCUUUUUGGUCAUGGACAGAGAAGGUAAAAAAAGCCAGUCAUGAUGUGUUUGCUGCCAUAUCUCUGAUCAGCCUGAAUUUCUGUGAAAUCACAAUUGUGUGGGGAACUUGACUUCUGUCCUCCUCUCCCAUUGAACAUUGCCUUUCCUAGGGUUUCCUCCCUCACUCAGAUCUAUUCAUUUGGCAUGACCAGUGAUGACCAGGCAUUUUCUAGUCUGUGGAUUGAUAUUGUUUCUAUGUGGUACAUUUGGCCACUUCUCUAAACUACAUACCUUCUUGUUUGAGAAGGUUAGAGUUAAAAUAACUGGGAAAGUUGGAAACAAACUGGGAGCUCUCUAAUAGGGAAUCUACUCAGCUCUCAAACUGCUGGACAUUGAAGUGACAAUGGAAACUUGCAAUAGUUUCAGCAGAAAGCAGAAUUUUACUGACUAUUUGUGCAUUCAGAUAGUUGAAGGGGAAUUCUUCUGUGAUAACUGAGCAAAAAGUAUAAGUAUAAAACUGUAUUCCUUGAUUUAUACUUAGUUUAUCAUAAUGUGAGGAAAGUGUUCCAUUACCAUGAUAAUGUGAAUGCACCUGGGAAUAUACUAAAAAUAAAACUGCUUUAGUAAGUUCACCAUGUUUAGAGGCAAAAUAAUAAGGAUACAUUAUGGAUAAAAUGUAUAAUUUUCAUUUGAAUUGCAUUAGUAUUAAAAUUUGUUUGGGGGCUGGGGUUCCAGAACGAGCAGAGACACACUUUUAUAACCAGAGAUCUGCUAGUUAGGUGUCAAAUUAGGAUGCACUUUAUCCAUUACAGUAUAGCCAAAAUCUAUCACUCCCUUACCUUCUAACCUUUGAAGGCUGUAGUUGCUGUGUCACGUGAAAGUUUCCAAACAGUUUGGGUUUUUAUUAACUCAGACAAAGAAAUCAUUGCUAACUGAAAUUUUAAAGUUAACUGAAAAAAUGAGAAAUUCUGCGGAAAUGGUGCAAUAACUGUUGUUUUGAAAGUCUGGAAGCUUAAAACUCUAACAUUGUAAUGAGGUGAGUAGCAGUGAACUUAGAUUUUUGCUAAAUCGACUCUGUGCCUUGGGAUAUUUUAUGUUGAAAAGGUGCUAUUUAAAUACAAAUUAUAUAAAAUUUGCUUUACCUGAGAAAUGCUUUGUGUCAAGUACGAAAGAAAAUCUUGACUUCUUUCCACUUUCCCCAUCCCACUCUGAAAUAAAGGCUGUUUUAUUCUAUUGAACUGAUCUCAGCCUUUUAAGUGAGUCUUAGCCAAAAGAGGUACGUUUUGAUUGAUGACAAUUAUUGAAAACAAAUUUGAUACUGCUAUUUAACAUGGUAAAUGGUACAGUGUUUUUGCACUGAUCAUUCUUUUAAUCAGAAUUUGUUCAUUAGUUCAUGUAAGUUAAGGUCUUUAAAACAAGAAAUGAUGUGGCUCGACAUUUGAGAAAAAAGAUUUCUGUAGCAAAUAAACUAUUUUAAAAAUUUUUAUAUUUUACUUGCAAUGAAAGAGCAUACUUGAGCCAUUCUUUUGAAUAUGAAGCUUUAGAAGCUAUAUUCUUUUUGCAUUUAGUUGAUAACUACCUUUAGUCCAAGUUCUGAAAUUUAAUUGUAAACUAUCCAUUCCUAGGUCAUCUGUUGCUGGGUUAUUCUUUCUUAAACUCUGUAGUAAUGUCUAGUGAGCAAUUUUGAUACUUUUAUUUCAAAAUAAGUACUUUCAAAAAUAACCUGCAUGAUAUGUCCACGGUACAAAAGUAUCAAUGAAACCCUAAAUGACCAAUUUGCUGCUUAUACUUUUGAAACAAAGUGAAGAAAACCGGUUUGUUUUGAACUCCGUUGUUUGUGACCACCCUAGAAAUGUACUAAUUUGUCAACACCAUGCAAUAAAUAUUUUAAAUUUGUCCAGUAACUUGCCCAGGUGUACAAAAAUUAAUAACUGCUUAUGCUGCAUUCCAAACUUAAUAAAUUGAAACACCAACACUUAGAUCAUGGCUUCUGAAAUUGCUGUUAGUCUAAUGUGUGAUGGGCAAUGUCCUUAUUUGAAUAAAUCCAGAUUCUUAAGAUGGGCUCUCAACUUUGUCUGAAUUAUUAUGGAGCCACGAGCUUUUUUUUAAUAUAGUCACAGAUUUAUACAGGGUAUGACUUUUUAAAUAAAAACUGCUACACCAUUCCAAAUUGCCUCAGUGAUGUGUAGAUGAUAUUGUUAAUUAUGCCUUCUGGUGGGAAUGUGAAGAGAUGUAAUUAUCUUGCUUGAAAUAAUGACUUUGCUUUUGUGGCAUGAUGAAGUUUUAAAUUUCUCAAGUCAGCAUUGUUAUGAGUUUUAUUUCCCUGUAAUGAAAUAUCCACUUUAUUUUGUACUUGUUUGUUUCCAAUAAACUGAUUCUGAAUA
Messenger RNA from Chiloscyllium plagiosum (whitespotted bambooshark), 4916 nucleotides. RefSeq names its product ADP-dependent glucokinase 2 (gene adpgk2). The record is from RefSeq and is a predicted model, not a curated record. Gene Ontology annotation, molecular function: ADP-specific glucokinase activity. Gene Ontology annotation, biological process: glucose metabolic process. Gene Ontology annotation, cellular component: endoplasmic reticulum. NCBI's taxonomy places the organism in Eukaryota, Metazoa, Chordata, Chondrichthyes, Orectolobiformes, Hemiscylliidae.